AAUGAAUUAGAGUACCAAAUUUAAUAAAAAGCUUCAACAUAUAAUGCGAUGACUAACUAUGAAAUUACACAAAAUUCACUACAGGAUGGAAUUACUGGGUGCACGAUUAGAAGGCUUCAAAUGCUUCCUCUGAUUGUACCUACGAUAUCAAUACUUCCAUUUCGUUCAGACAUCAAAAUCCAUCUCCUUUUCGAAAACAGCACAAAAACAGCGACAGAAGAAUUGCAACUGAAUUUCUUUUUUUUAAAGCUUAUAUUGAUAAUUGUUGUAUGUUUGAAGUGAAAAAGAAGAAUCCCUAUUUCUUGGACUAUUGUCAUUUUUGCCAACUAUACUUUCAUUAUAGUCGUGUAUAACGCCUCGGAAUCGCUAUAGAAAAAAACUUUUUGGAAUGUAUAUUAGAAACUGAAUGUCUUACUUCGUCGUUUAUUAUUUUUGAAACACUUAAUUCUCUCUAUAUAAUAUGGUGAAAACUGCAUCUUUAAGUUUAAUGAGUAAUUUAAUAAUGAAAGGUGAAUCCGCCUCUUCAGACAAGAGUUCUAAAGCCCUUAAUGAUGAAGUACAUAAUCCACUAUCUUUUUCCUCUACAGAAGAAGACGACAAAAUCUUCGAAUUCGAUGAUCCAACUACUAAUCUAGCCACUUUGCAAGAGAAUGAAAAAAGCGGAAGCAUAAUACCAUCUAGUUUUGAUAGGAAAGAGUCUACUGAAUCAAGUGACUCCGAUGCACUUGGGCACGAGGAGAAUCCGAGAAAUAAGAAUGAAACAGAGCAGUCUGAGCCUGCAUUGAAACCGAACUCACCAUCCUUGCCUCUGUCAAACUAUGAAGAGUCUGGGUCUGAAGGCUCUGAUGGAUCUGGCGAAGAAGAAUAUAUAGUAGAGGCAGUAUUAGACGCUAGACUAAAGGAGAAUGGAACUGGAUAUCAAUAUUAUUUAAAAUGGGAAGGAUACGAUGAUCCAGAAGACAAUACCUGGAACGAAGAAGAGGACUGCGUCGGAUGUCAGGAGUUAGUAAACGAGUUUUGGAGGAAAAAGGGUGGGAAGCCUCCUAUUAAUAUGUUAAGGACUAAGAGAAGAAAAGCACGUUCUACGAGUCAAUCACGAAAAUUAUUAGAAAAGAAAACCGAUGAUGAUUUGAAACCCCCAAUCUCUACAUUUUCUCGUAAACGGCGAAAAUCCGCUACGAAGUCGAAAAACCUUGAAGAAAAUUCGGACGUUGAUCCAUCAUUGUCUCCUCUAUUACGCUCAGAAUCUUCUGCCAUUGACUCAUUUCUUGCUUUACGAAAAACCAAUGCUUUUAAACCUCCUUUUCACAUGGAGAGUUGGGAAGAUCUGGUAGACAGGGUAGAGACUGUACAAAAGUUAAAAAGCGGAAAGAUUAUCGUGCAACUUCAGUGGAAAGAUGGACAAAAAUCUGCUCAUGACAAUGUUAUUAUUCAUCAAAAAUGUCCCCUUCACAUUAUCCGAUUUUAUGAAGACCAUUUGAAUUUCGAGGAAGAAUAAUAGGAACGAUACCGGCGUUAUAAGUUUCAUAUAAUUUAUAUUUAACAUCCAUCUUCCCGAAGAUCGAUGACAUGAACUACCAAAGUAACCGGAUGCCCAAGACAAAAUUAAUUUGAAACGAUUGUGCAAUGAAAUAUCUUUUGAGAUUAAUUCCAUUAAUAUUUACUACUGUACUCUACUGUACUGGGUUACAUUACCGUAUACGGUAUACUGGGGUAUAGUGAAUUAUAGAAAGUUUCGAGCAGUCACAAAAUUUACGGUACGCCAAAGGUGAAAUUUCAGUUCCUCUACCACAACCAAGG
Messenger RNA from Schizosaccharomyces octosporus yFS286, 1800 nucleotides. RefSeq names its product chromodomain protein 2. The record is from RefSeq and is a predicted model, not a curated record. Gene Ontology annotation, biological process: negative regulation of transcription by RNA polymerase II; chromatin organization. Gene Ontology annotation, molecular function: chromatin binding. Bases 461 to 1498 code for a protein of 345 amino acids. Lineage: Eukaryota; Fungi; Ascomycota; Schizosaccharomycetes; Schizosaccharomycetales; Schizosaccharomycetaceae. The transcript is spliced from 2 exons. Gene Ontology annotation, cellular component: nucleus; pericentric heterochromatin.